AUGGAGCGAAGGAGGUUGUUGCACGAUGGUCGGUGGUUUACUCCGCCAGUCCUAUACGGUAGUGCGCGGCGUGGUUUGAAGACGCUUGAUGUUCGCGAGUAUCGGCCGCUUGCGAUGCCGAUAGAGUUCCGAUUUUACCAACGGUACGCAAAUCAUCCGAAUCGGCAGUCUGGCAUACAAUUUCUCACCCACUACAAUACCCAUCAGAGGUUUCGUGUUAACAAAGACUACAUUGACUACAUGCACUGGGGAAAAGAGCAGGGGCAAGCUAGACUUCCACAUCGUCACCAGCGUGUAGCAUUCGACUUUAACGACCAGUUGCACCCGACGCGCAUUGGGACUCCAGAGGAUGGUGGUAAUGCCAACCACUGCUAUCCCGAGGAUGGGGAAGACGGCUCAUACGCAUGGUUUGCUUCACAGGACCCAACGUUUGGACACCACCCCGACUUGAGUUCAUCAUUUGACCCUAACUAUCGGGUUUUCUCGCACCCAGAGCAUUGGAACAAAAUGUUCACGAAGCGACGGCCAGGUGAAGGUGAUAUUGAUCUCAGUGUGCUUCCGUCACGCAGUUUAUUGGGGCCGCUAAUGGCACAUUCUGAUACUAAAGGAAUUCCAUACUUUAAGGUAGACAACCGGGGACACAGUAACGGGAGAGUACCGGGUGUUAACGCUCCAUUUUUUGGUGAAUUUGAUCAGAAGAUGAUGCAAGCCAUGUCACGUCCACUCAACGCAAACCGCACUAUCACUGGCAACGAUGGGCGUUUCUCAAAGACCAUUAUGAUAAACGAACCCCAAUGUAAUCAAGCGUUGAGUGCUAAGACGGCUAGUGAGUUGAGCAAGGAGAUUGACAAGGCAACGAAUGCUGUGUACUCGAAGCUUAGUGUUCUUGAAGCUGCUCAGUCAGGUCUUACUGAUUACUUCUGUGGGGGUCUCAACUUUGAGAUUGUUGGGUUUGAGCUGCACAUGGCGGCGAUGUUGCGUGAGCGCGCAGCAGCCAUUCUUGAGAGAAGUGGUGCUGGAGGACUGCCGAGCGCUUCAUCGGCAACGCUGUCAUCGUCUUCGACAACCAGAAGAUGUGCUAUGCUUUUGGAGAAAGCGGACGAACGUGAAGUAAACAAGUUGCUGCGGGACGCCUCAAGGUACGAGGAUCGUGUAGAUGAUGCCCUCCGCCAGCACGCGUCACUCAUAUGGCGUGUAUACACUGCGCCCCGCCCCCUUAUGACGUUGACUAACGGCAAGUGCCGCGGCACUGGGUGUGGUCUAUCUCUCUUCGCGAAGUAUUGCGCCCUUAAGGAUUCUUCAGAGUUUAUAUUUGAUGGCCCUAACGUGGGCAUUACACCGUACGGCGGUAUGACGCGCCUGCUCGCGCGACCCGAAACGUCUCUCAAGUAUCCGGGGUUGGCGGAGUUUGUUGUUUUGACCGGCGCUUCUCUUUUCGCUGGUGACGCACUGAGGCUGGGGUGGACUGACCUCUUCACAACUAUUCCUGAUAUGACUUACCACAUCAAAGAAUGGUUCGACACAACCGAGCAUAUGCACAACGAUGCCGUUGCGUGGCAGCUUGGGCACUUGUUGGAGACGUGCUUCAAGAUGAAAGAAUCACAUUCUUCCGCAAUGGAGCGCGCGGCAAUAACCCCUACAAGGGCGCGUUGGGUAGAGGAUGCCUUUGCUGAUCAACCAUCAGUCAAUGACAUCAUGAGGACCCUAACAGAAAUUGAACAACUGCCAUUUCAGUCGACCCACAACACAAGUGACGAGUCUCAUAUCACACCCUACACACUAGGGAGCGUAGCAGCUGGUGUGCAGCGAUUGGGCGAACAUCGCCUGCGGUACACACUUUCCCCGUGGGACAUUACGCCUCCAGAAGAUAGUGUGGUGUUGAAGCACACGUCGGAGAUGUUCAGGGCGUACGUGUUGGAGCGACGCGGGGCGACGGAUGUCGUAACUCACCGUGAUGCGGAGAGGGCUGCUGCUUGGAGUCAGCAGAGGCAAAGGGAGUAUGAUGCUUACUGCAGUCUGAAGGAGGCGCCGCAUCCGCGGCAUGUGUAUGCGCGUCUUGAAGGGUGUGAGGGGAAGAUCGUAUCGUUUGAGUUUGUUUUCGAGAUAAGUUGUAGAAGGAGUGGGCCACAAGGUACUGACGAAGUCCUCCAAGCUACCACAAUUAGCCGACUGAAGAGUCGGAUAUUGGAUGCGCUUGGUAUGCCCCGGGAUCGGAACAUCGAUUUGGGUUGGUACCUUCCGACAUUGGACACAUGCCCUAUUCAUAGCGACGAGGAGUUGAUGCAAGUCCUGCAUACGGAUCCGGGCAUCGAGGAUCCGAAAGAAAAACUGAGGUACCCACCCAUCUAUUUUAUUGUGAAGCGCUGUACCCUGUACUUCUCUGAGUGGGCCUAUGCUGUGAAACACCAGUUGUUGCUGCAGUCUCCUUUUGCGCUCCGGGCGGCGUUUGGGUUGCUGCAGGAAGUGCGCGGGGAUGGCGCGGCAGAGAAUGUUAUGCCGCUCGCAGAAACGCUAGGAACGGAGUUCAAGUAUUUUACGCGGCUCAUGCGUCGACCCGACUUUUACCGUGUAGGAGUUCAUACGGACAAAUCUGUGGAGAAAUGGGAAGAAAUCAAGGAGGAGCGGCGGCAUAAUAUCCACCACACUCACAGACCAACGCGUCCGCUUCCUGACUUCGAGGAGGUUUUCGAACGUGAUGUUGAAAUUGAUGGGCAUCGGUUUGUACUGCGGCCGCGCUGGAACCCUCGUACGCUACAGGAUGUGGACGACUCCGACAUCUUGCGGUUGCGGGCACCACUAACGUACGAUAUGGAUUCCACGGCCGCUCUCCACGUUCCCACUCACUGCGGUAAAGCCUCCCGACUCGCUGGAAUGCUGCAAGACGCAGGAGGCGUCCAAGUUUUGGAUGGUCUUGGCGAGGUAGACGACAAGGGGGAACCUAAAGUACCGCCGCUGCAGAGCAAUGCAUCUGUGCCGACAAAUGUUAGCUUUUAUGAGAUGGCGCGGCACCCAUGGGAAGACAGGGCGUCGUCGUGGCGUCGUGACGGCUUCACUGAGGGAUCACUUGAGUAUUUUGAGUCCCAAUACCGUUCUGCAGAGCGAGCUGUUUACGAUGAAGAGGGUCGAGGCGUGCGGAAUUACUGGCCUUCGCGUGAUGCCGUUGAGGGUAUUGCGCAAGAGGAAGAGAAUGACGCACAGCUACUGCAAGAGCGCCUUUUCAACACACUUGAAACUGCAGGUACAAGCGUGGAACCAUGGGCCCGUAAUCUUCGGCUCAAUGCAACCACAGGAAAGUUCGGAUACAAAACUGAGAUUGCGACACAGGAAGAGAAGAUAUACGACGAUGAGUAUUACCGCUGGUUCAUUCAACCCGGACGCCACCCGAACCCCAGUGGCCUCACCCUCAACGGCAGGAAGGGACAGUUCGAAGAAGGUCACUCUCGCGAUGAAGAACUUGAGCGCAUGUGGCGCAAGGUUGUUGCCGAUGGAAACAACGACUUUGCUGCAACGACUUCCGGAAUGCCCGUGUAUGACGGGGACGCCAAAAACGCGGAAGAUAGCUAUGCUGCGGGUGAUGAUGUCGACGUGGUGACGACUGACGCCAAUGUGCCGGUGGAUGGGGACGAUAGCAGCUGA
Molecule: messenger RNA, 3636 nt
Organism: Trypanosoma brucei brucei TREU927
Lineage: Eukaryota; Euglenozoa; Kinetoplastea; Trypanosomatida; Trypanosomatidae
Exons: 1
Coding region: 1-3636 (1211 amino acids)
Biological process (GO): fatty acid beta-oxidation
Cellular component (GO): mitochondrion
Molecular function (GO): enoyl-CoA hydratase activity
Source: RefSeq, a predicted model, not a curated record